AACAAAAUGACGGUUGCCCCUAGCGACGAAACAAAUCCAUCAUGGCGGUUCCAGCCGGGGUGAAACUUGACGACGGAUCGGGCGGGUUUUUCACAAAUUGUUUCCCGGCAAAGAAUAUUUUCAGGCAAUCAGAGGAUGCCGGGGCAUGGAUGGUGGCUCAGAAAGCUGAGCAGCGGCGUCACUUCAAGGCUGUCCUGUGUGCAAAGCCCAAGACCUACUCGCAGCUGAAACAUGAACGGAAGGAGAAAGAAAAAGAGGAACGACGGAGGAGGCAGCCUCCAUCUUCACCAGACGCCUUCGUUGAAGCCAACACUACCACUCCGGGCUUAAUGGAUGGUUUCUUCCUGCUGAAGCACUGUUGCGUGGAGGACCCUUCUGACGUCUGUUCCAUCAACGUCACUGGCAAAGAAUUGACGGACGUCAAGGAAGAAGAUUACCAGCUGUUCGACAAUGCGGCGUACAUCAAUGCUGGAGAGAACCUCUUGCCGUUUGAGGCCUUCAACCACUUUCCAAUAGUUAGGGAGUUAGAGUUACCCUUGAACGCUUUGCGGGGAAUCUGUGUGGACCUGGACGACUUUCCCUGCUUAGAAGUACUUGAUUUAUCCUACAACAACCUCUCCAAAGAAGACAUCCUGGCGUUGGGCCUGCUUCCGAAACUCAGGGUGCUGUACCUAACUGGGAAUCAGUUACGUUCGCUGCCCGUGGAGCUGGCCAAGCCGUAUAUAGUGCCACUUCAGGACAACAAGGAAACCUCAAUCCCCCGCUUCCCAAGCCUGGAGCUCCUCUCCCUGGACGACAACCACCUGACGGACCUAGCCACCUUUGCCAGCCUGGCAGGCCUCAAGCGGCUCAAGCGACUCAAUCUGGAUAAGAACGACAUCCCCUCGGUGCCGCACCUCAAGGCACUCAGCGGCAAGCACGUGGCAGUGGAGAGUGAACCCCCAUCGGCUGCCUCUACUCCGGGGCGGAAGUCUAGAAGGAGGUCAGCGAAGAGUCGAAGUGGGAGCAGGUCUGGGUCUGCAUCACCAGGAAUAACUGCAGCAGACUUAGAUCGAAGAGACACUGUCGAAUCAGAGCAGCAUCUGGCGGACAUCAAAGAGGAGUCAAGAAACAGCAGCUUGCACGAUGACAGUCCUGCCCAGGAUCUUCCGCCGCCUUUUCCCGAGUUGGAGCAUCUAAGUCUUGCCUUCAAUAAGAUCACUGAUGAGGAAUCCCUCCUUGCCGUCGCCGCGUGGCCGAUGCUGAAAGAACUCGUCAUCCACGACAAUCCGCUCACAACCAACAGCAGCGGGGAUCCACCGUUACUCAAGAGGUACCUGACUGACAGGUUAGGCAUCAGCAUGGUGCGCAGGAAACCAGACUACAAACCUAAGCCUGUCAUCCAGGUCCCUGCCAAGCCACACAGAAAGGUUGCUGAGGUUGUACCACCAAUCCCCAAGAAACCCCUCCAGUUAAUGCUAGAAUCCGCCCACGCUACCAAAGCCCUUCCCUCGUCACCAUCCCAUCCCACCCCUCCUCCAGCAAUGGACAAGCCCCAGCAGUCCAUCUCUGGUCCCCUCCCACCAAUCCCGGCCACUCCUGACGGCAGGCCCAAGACUGAUCCACUUCACAACAGGGAGAGUCACGAGGCGGGGUUGGAGGAGGAGAAGUUGACGCGGACAAAGUCCUGGACUGCUGAGAGCUUCCCAAGCUCCCAGGCAGCCAGCGGCAAAGAGAAAAUCCAACAAGCAGAUGAACCCGUCUUCCUCACGCAGGUGGAUGAUCAGACAGAGGAUCCAAAACCUGAAGAAGUGCCACCGAAACAGCAAUCAGACAAACAUCCCAAGAAAGAGAAGGCAAAGAAGAUGGAGCGAAAGGACAGCGCUGCCUACUCCAUGUCCGUCCCGGAAAAGUUCAAAGGUUACGAGAUAUUCUACGACACACCUGAAGACGUGGAGGAAGAACCAAUCGUUACAGAUAUCCAAGGCAACCUGCGAUCCCUAAGGUUGGCCCUCAAACACCCAACGCUGUACCAGAACCAGGUGGAUCUGGAAAAACUCCAGAAGCCGUUUGAGCCGUAUCAGAGGAGCAAGUUUCAGCCCCGCCCACCCCACAAGAGCAAAGCAGAGAAACUGGAAGACGUCCUGGAGACGAUGAAGAAUCGACUGGUGAUCGAGGAGGUGAAUCUGGGCAAGUUGCUGGAAGAUCGCAAGAUGCUCAAGAAGGAAUACCCAGAGGUCAUGCAGCUCCUGCAGGAGAUCCAGGCCAAGUACAGCGCGGUGCGGGCCAGCUCCAUGCACGCCAGCCAGAGUCAGCAAGACGCCGUGGCCGAAACCCUGAAAGCCAUGCAGGGACUCGGCGAUCGACUGCACGAGCAGAGGUCGGCACACGAGGGCGCCGGGCUAAGUGAGCAGAGGGCGACACAAGGGGGCGCCAGACCCAAAUCGGGGAGCAAGACCAGAGUCAAGUCUGCCAGUGCAGUGAAGUUAUGAUAAGAUGAAAAAAAAGAAGAGACCUCAUAUGUUUUAAAGCAUCCAAAAACAGCUUCCAUAAAUACAAACUGUAGAGUGUUUAUCAAAGAUUGUAUCAUUUGCAAAGUGUACAUAACUAUGAAGUGUACGGGUGUAUAGUUAAUCUGAUAUUCAAAGUGUGCAUUCAGUUACACAUGAUAAAUUAGUGUUAAAUACCGCAUGACUUUGGUACAGAAAUAAUAAAUUAUUUGAUUGGAACAAGUGCGUCCAGUUUAUUUUUUUUUGCCACCAUUUUGCAACAGACGGGAAGAAAUGAAAUAUCGUAAUCGUUAAACUUUUGACGUAUAAAGACUUGUGUUUAUUCAUACCUAUCAUCAAUUAUGUCCCCAAUACUAUUAUUACAGUUUUAUAUUCAGAACACAUAAAAAACACCUGGGUAUGAAGAAAGUAACCUUUUUCGAAACCAGAGGAAGUUUUUAGGGGAUCAAGUUUGAGAAAAAACUGUCCAACAGUUUAAAAUAUAGAUCAUAUCCCUUUUUUUGCUUCCCUGAUUAAAGGAGAAGUCCUGGAACCAAAAUCUACAAAUAUAAUUUACAAAGUGAUUAUUAUAUUAAUAUAUCCCAAACACCUAAAUAUUAACAAUACUUACAAAAAAACCCUACAAUUACAGGAGAUAAUUCAAGGGGAAAAAAAUGCAAUAUACACCAUUUUAUUUCAAACUUAUUGUACAUAAACAGUCAGUUUAAUUUAUUACAAAUAAUGACGUGAUUAAGUGUCAAUCAAUAAAAUAUCUACACAAGGUACUUAAUAAUUGGGAUAUUUGUAAGUAAGCAUACCCCAACUCCUCUCCCCCCUCCCAAAAAAGAAAUCCCAAAGAACAUUUAGUGAGACAAUUCGGUAGAAAUAUUUCUUUUAAUUAAAAUCUGCUAAGUUUUAAUCGUGCAUGUGUAUCACAGAAACAAAAAUUGGACUUCCCAGUUUUUUUUUUAGAUUUGAACUAGGCUUUUAAUUGGCUUGUCAGGAAUAAAAUCACAGUUAAAAUCCAGCAUUUCUCUUCUAGACCAAUAUUUAGGUAUCCCUUUUCCCAACAUACCUAUCAAUUUCCAAUGUCUUCGUAAAUACUGGAUAUUGUGUCCAGCACCAACACAAAGAGAACUGCCGUCUUCAUAGUAAGCUUCGAAAGAAAAAGCAGAAAUUCUUUUUUAAACAACAGAUCUGCUAAUACGUGUCAUCACUUGUUACAACCAGCUAAAAAAAAUGAUGCAGAAAAAAAAGAAGACAUUGACAAGGUUUCUACGCAUCUUGAAAUCUGGAGAUGAACUCGCAAGUACAAUGCAUUAAACGCUCGCGUAUGAAAACCAUACACUCAACCAGGUAUAUUAACGCCACUUCAAACUUGAACAUCAGCAGAGGGAAAAAAACAACAAACAAACAAACAAAAACUCCCCCAUUUUUACGCGUAACACGAACUAAAACUCUACAGGCAUAAAAUACAUUCACUACUGGUACAUGGGGAAAAAAUGUAUUAACAUUCUAAUUUGCAUUCUAAGUGCCACGUAGUUGCAUAAAGAGUAAUAAAUAAGCGAUGUGCACACUAACAAAUAAUAAUGUAAUAGUAAUACAUAUCAAUCUAGAAAGCCUAACUAUUAUUUGAUAAAGAAAAAACAAUUUUCCGACAUACUUUAGGGGAUCGUGCCUGAAUAGCCUUUCGUAAUAAUUUUCAUGUGUGUCCAGUGAUUGGUUUAAAUACACGGAUGAAGUUGUCAAUAUUGGUGAAAGGUUGGGGAACUGAAAAAGUGGGCGUGAACUGAAAAAGUGGGCGUGGACAGUGGGGGGGGGGGGGGGAGGUUAGACUGAUAAUAGGUAUCACAGUGUGUAACUUAGCAAACCUACAGCAAACUCCGCCUACUGGAUGUGAUUUAGUUUUUGUUUUUCAUUUUGGAGAGCAUGAAUAGUGUUUACAAAAAAGAUUUGUGCAAAUUAAAAAAAAAAUAUCAAUUUCACGUUUCAGUUCCUGGUACAACAUUGAUAUGGAAAAAAACAAACAAACACACAAAACACCUAAAAGCUACCAGCAUACUUUUUACAGCUGCUCUGAAGUCAGUCCGUGUCACAUGACCCCGUAAGGAGCCCUGCGUCCACCUGAUGAGUCACAUGACCACAGUCAUGUGACCUGCCAUCUGUCAAAGAAGCUGCCAUUGGUAUCGAACAUUUUUGCUCCAACA
Patiria miniata (bat star) is the source of this 4675-nucleotide messenger RNA. RefSeq names its product X-ray radiation resistance-associated protein 1-like. The record is from RefSeq and is a predicted model, not a curated record. The coding region runs from base 42 to 2471 and encodes 809 amino acids. Gene Ontology annotation, cellular component: nucleus. The transcript is spliced from 13 exons. NCBI's taxonomy places the organism in Eukaryota, Metazoa, Echinodermata, Asteroidea, Valvatida, Asterinidae. Gene Ontology annotation, molecular function: protein binding.